CUUGACAACUGAUUUUCUUUUAAAUUAAUUGCAAUAAAUAGACGAAACGAAUUCGGACCGAAAUAUAGGUCUAAAUUUAUAGUGUCUAUUCCUGCGCUUUCUAAUGCCAACCACUUGGGAUAUUCGGAAUAAGAUCACUCGUCAAGAUACAAAAAUGAGCUUUUUGUUGACCGAAACGCAGUGCUCCACGUGGUACUCCGCCUUUUACGGGUCUUCGUUGAAUCGUCUGGCCCAGAAUGUGUGCACCGCUCAAGAUCCCAUCACUGUAUGCCUGCGAUCCGAGGCGGACUUGCGCUCCGAUUCGUCGGGAGUGAAAACCUGGAUAGAGUUGAGCAGGCAGGGCAAGGCCACUGCCGGAGGUCCUGGAUGGAUUUGCACGGGCCUGGACUUGCUGUGCCAGGAGAUGGACAAAAAGUUUCCGCUUCCACUGGACUUUGAACUCUCCGCCGCACAUUUGUUUUUCUGGCACAAGUUGGAGCGAUGCAACUACUUCCUGUGGACGGUCGCUGAUCUUCUAAUGCGAUGCGAACCGCUUGAUGGGCACUGCUUUCGCAAUUUAUUGAAGAACCCAGUGCCAGAUGGCGGCAACUGGCAAAUGUUCGUUAACCUGGUCAAGAAGUACGGAGUUAUGCCCAAGAAGUGCUACCUCCCAUCCACUCAGCGAACUACAAAAAUGAACGUCAUACUGAGGAGUAAGCUCCGUGAAUAUGCCUGCAUGCUGCAUGCCCAGUUCACCUUUAAUGGGAAUGGCUGCCAUCUGCCCGAUCUCAUUCAAGAAAUGAUUCCGCAUCUCUUCAAGGUAAUAUGCAUCUGCCUUGGUGAACCUCCCAAGGUUUUCACCUGGUCCUUCUACGACAACAAAAAGCGUUACCAGUGCCUGAAUGAUUUGACAGCGGUCCAUUUCUACGAAGCUAUGAUAGGAUGUAAGGUGAAUCUAGACGCGUUUGUCUGUCUGGGUCACGAUCCGCGAAUCUCAUCCAGCUACCAUAGCAACUACCAGGUCACCAACAGCUCGAAUAUGAUGGGCGGCAAACCUCAUAGGUAUAAUAAUCAAUCAAUGGACGUCAUAAUGCAGAUCAUGGUGAAUUCUCUGGAAGGUGAUAAACACGUUUGGAUGGCCUGCGACAUUCGUAGGGCAUUCAGUUCGAAGUCCGGUGCAUUUAGCCUAAGAUCGCAUCAAUUUGAUUUGCUAUUUGGCUUUAAGGUGGGCGAGUCGCUCACCAAAGCAGAGAGACUUGACUACCGGGCAUCCCGACGGGAUUCAGCCCUACUGCUUACAUCCGUUGGAUUGGACACCUUGAAGCAGCCCGUACAGUUUCGCUUCAUAAAUGCUUCCACAAUGGGCGAGUCCUCAGCCACCGGAGGUCCUACUGAACAGGAUACGGACGAAAGGGAUACGGAGGCAUUAAAGAAGAAGUCCGUCAAACCAGCGGAUAACAAAUUGGACGCCGAAUGGUUAAGGGAGUACGCCUUUGAGAUUGUGGUCCAUGAAAAAUUUGUUCCACCGGGUGUUUUACAUGCCGCAAGGAUACCCAAAUGGAAGGAACUGCCUGCUUGGGAUCCCAUGGGCGCACUACUUAAUUAAAUCAUUGUUCAAAACCAAAAACAAAUCUUUCAUAAGAAGUGACCAUUAGCUUGUAUUAAAAAAUUCAUUUACUAUUUACUAUAAUUAGAAAUAUUAUAACAGAUUGCUGAACAUUUCUUUAAGCCCCGAGGUUUUUAAGUAAAAAUGGAAACGUUUUCCCAUACCCUUUACCCU
Messenger RNA from Drosophila mauritiana, 1759 nucleotides. Its product is annotated as bleomycin hydrolase. Lineage: Eukaryota; Metazoa; Arthropoda; Insecta; Diptera; Drosophilidae. Bases 104 to 1585 code for a protein of 493 amino acids. The transcript has 2 exons. Gene Ontology annotation, molecular function: cysteine-type aminopeptidase activity. Gene Ontology annotation, biological process: response to toxic substance; L-homocysteine catabolic process; proteolysis. The record is from RefSeq and is a predicted model, not a curated record. Gene Ontology annotation, cellular component: cytoplasm.